AUUUCCUUCUGAUGAGGCAACUGGCAACAAUUUAUGAAUUUACAAAUUAUACUCUUUGAUUUACAACAAAAUGUCAAAACCCGAACUCGACAGUGAUGGUUUUCAGAAAGUAAAAUCAAAACGAAUUUCGAAGAAUAAGCCUACAAAAAUACCAAGGAGGGAUAUAGAAUUUGAUAAACUAGACCUAGAUAUAGACGUCGACAAGACCAUUCGACGGAUUUACUGCGCUGUAGACGAUUUGCGGCUUUCUAGCUACCUAGAGGACGUUAUAAAAUCCGUGAGUAGCAUAUUAAAGGACAGACAAAUUGUAGAAAUAGUUUGUUUAGGCCUUGGACACAUAGGAGAAUGUAAUAUUUCAAAACAUCAAUUAGCUCUCUUGCUGUGUCUAAGGGAUCAUUGUAAGCCUUCGAAAGUAUUAGUACAUGACCCUAUUUUUUAUAAAAAGGAGUGUGAAGUCUUAAAAAAGUUAGGCUUAGAAGUUGUUUUAGAAAAUAAGGAAGGUGGUUAUGUAAUAUCUGAUGAAGGACCUACUCUUGUUUAUUUACCUCAUUGCCCAAAGCAAUUGACUAAUAAUUUCCUUUGGAGUAACUGGGGUAUUAAUUUAGAAAACUGUGUACUUGUGUGUAACAGUUUUCAUUCACUAAUUGACAAUCAACCGAGUAGGAUACUGUCUGAAACUGUCCCAUACAUAGUUAAAAUAUUUCCACACACUUCUGAAGUGACGUUAACAAAUAAUUUCAAAUUCACUGACAUUUUUAAUGAUACUUCUAUUCAUUAUUUUACUAAAGAAAAUCUAGAACAAAUUGAAUCAGAUUUUUGGGUCAAAGGCGACAAACCAACAUACGAAAAUACCGAAGAAUUCAUAACAUCUCUCAUGGUAAAGCAGCUGAACAUUUAAUUUGUUUGAAGGUAUAAAAAUGGCAUCAAUUUCUACAAAGCCUGCUCUUGUAACACUACGGCAAUUGUUGUCAGAGUUACGUAAACAAGGCUCGU
Messenger RNA from Spodoptera litura, 993 nucleotides. Its product is annotated as SRR1-like protein. Gene Ontology annotation, cellular component: nucleus; cytoplasm. NCBI's taxonomy places the organism in Eukaryota, Metazoa, Arthropoda, Insecta, Lepidoptera, Noctuidae. The record is from RefSeq and is a predicted model, not a curated record.